Messenger RNA from Podospora pseudocomata, 795 nucleotides. Lineage: Eukaryota; Fungi; Ascomycota; Sordariomycetes; Sordariales; Podosporaceae. The record is from the annotation of a RefSeq genome assembly.
AUGAAUACUUUAUUUAAUACUGUUAAUUUUUGAAGAUAUAAUAGUAGUCCUCUAACUCAAUUUGAAAUAAAAGAUCUAAUAAGCAUUGAUACUCCUAUUUUAGGGAAUUUACAUAUUUCUAUCACUAAUAUAGGGUUUUAUUUAACAAUGGGGGCUUUUUUUUUAUUAAUUAUAAAUUUAUUAAGUACAAAUUACAAUAAAUUAAUUGGUAAUAGCUGAUCCAUAAGUCAAGAAUCUUUAUAUGCAACUCUUCAUAGUAUCGUAGUAAAUCAAAUAAAUCCUAAAAAUGGUCAAAUAUAUUUUCCUUUUAUUUAUGCUUUAUUUAUAUUUAUUUUAAUAAAUAAUUUAAUUGGGAUGGUACCAUAUAGCUUUGCUUCUACAAGCCAUUUUGUUUUAACAUUUGCUCUUAGUUUUACUAUAGUUUUAGGUGCAACUAUUUUAGGGUUCCAAAAACAUGGAUUAGAAUUUUUUUCUUUAUUAGUACCAGCUGGUUGUCCUCUAGGAUUACUACCUUUAUUAGUAUUAAUAGAGUUUAUCUCAUACCUUGCGAGAAAUAUAUCUUUAGGUCUUAGAUUAGCUGCAAACAUACUUUCAGGUCAUAUGCUGUUACAUAUUUUAGCAGGUUUUACUUAUAAUAUUAUGACAUCGGGUAUUAUAUUCUUUUUCCUGGGUUUAAUUCCUUUAGCCUUCAUUAUUGCUUUUUCUGGAUUAGAGUUAGGUAUUGCCUUUAUACAGGCUCAAGUUUUUGUAGUAUUAACAAGUGGAUAUAUAAAAGACGCACUUGAUCUACAUUAA